Pseudozyma hubeiensis SY62 is the source of this 414-nucleotide messenger RNA. Its product is annotated as E3 SUMO-protein ligase. The record is from RefSeq and is a predicted model, not a curated record. Bases 1 to 414 code for a protein of 137 amino acids. NCBI's taxonomy places the organism in Eukaryota, Fungi, Basidiomycota, Ustilaginomycetes, Ustilaginales, Ustilaginaceae. The transcript has a single exon.
AUGUUGCGAGAGGCGACAGCAGCCAAAAGUGACUACAGCGCAUCGCAGCCACCGUGUCGGUCGACCGAAUCGUCACCCACUCUUUUCGCAUCGCACAUCGAAUCAUCACCGCACCAAUUCCGCUUUCCUCUUCUUCGUCUCGGUUUCGUCAGUCAUACAGUCAUCCACAGGCUGAGAGGAUCCAAACGCUCUUGCCUUUCUCGGCUCCUCCGCUUCAUCGACGAUUCAGGCAUCGUGGGACGACCGACUUCAUUCAACCUCGUCGCUUCCGGCGUCGCCUAUCUCUACAUCUCUCUCUUCCCUUCACCCACGGCUCAUUCGACCGAGCUCAGAGCGCAGUCUCUCGGUAUCCUCGGCUUCUCCCCCAUCGCCUCAGCCUCAAACGAUCGGCCCUCUCCGUUCGGUCCGGACUGA